GUGAGAACGUGGAGUUAAAACGGGGCAUAGAUGAACUUAAAAAAGAACUAGAAUUUAAGAAAAAUUGCAAAUUUCAGGAGAAAUGCAUCCUAAUAGCUCGAGUAUUGCUUGGAGAGGAACCCGUAGUCGAAUAUCGUCCAUCGUUUAUGGAGGGAUUAGAACUUGAUGCCUUCUUCCGAAGUAAUCGAAUUGCGUUAGAAGUACAAGGGGCUCAACAUCGGCUUCAUAACACUAGCUGGUAUAAGGAUGUUAAAAAAAACUCGAAGACAUUGUUAAUCGUGAUCGGAAGAAAAGAUGCAUGUGUCAAGAUAAUGGAAUUUUCUUACUUGAGUUUGACCAGACUAACAUCUCGGCAAUUGAAUUUUCUUCAUUCACAUCAUUCAAACACUAUGCCUCCCUCAUUGCAGAACGAAUUAUUCUCUAAAUGGUCCUCGGCCUUUGAUUCAGCAAGACAUAAGCUUCUUGCUAUCAAACGACAAGAAGGUUUUGAGGAAGUAAAACGAAAGGGAAUCACUAUUGACAAAGAAGUAUCACGUAGACUCUAUCUUGAAUUCUGUGAAGGAGAACCAAAAGUUUCGGUUAAUCACCGUUUGAUCGAUGGAAAAAUCGAAGCUUACGAAAUGCCUCUCGACCCUCACUCAGCGGUACAAGGAGAAUUGACUUAUAUAAUAAGGAGCUGGAGUAGUCGGUUGCGAGUCCAUGGUGAAAUGGAUAUUAUUGUGGGUACAGGAAGUGUAUAUCGUCCUGAUAUUUGUGUUCGGCCAUUGAAUCGUCAUCAACCUCAAUCCUCAAGAGCAGUCAAUUCAUCAGGAAAUCCAUAUCCUACUCUGGUGGUUGAGAUUGGCAAUACUGAAAGUUUAAACAGUUUACACGAAUUGGCAGAAAAAUAUUUUUCUCAACGGACAACUAUCCAAAUUUAUUUAGCAAUCAAAUUGUACCCACCUCGACGGAACAAUACUUUUGCGCUUCUUGCGAUGCUUUACUUACGUAAUAAUCAAAAUCCCACAACACCUGUAGUUGUUAAAUCAUUCGGAACAGCACCUCUCUCUGAUCAUUCACGAAUAUAUCUUCAAAGUAUCGAACGGGAUGAAUUCAUCAAUGGUGUUGGGUUUGGAGAGGCACCUUGUGAUGGUGCUAAUAUUGGUGAAUAUCAACUAGCCAUCCCUACCAACUUACUUUUUAACGAUGUUCCUGGCGGUGUUCCUGGUGGCGUACCUAAUAACUUUAUAGUAGAUCUAUGGAGUUUACAAGAUGCAAUUCUGAAUAAUUAG
Messenger RNA from Ambispora leptoticha, 1271 nucleotides. The record is from the annotation of a GenBank genome assembly. NCBI's taxonomy places the organism in Eukaryota, Fungi, Glomeromycota, Glomeromycetes, Archaeosporales, Ambisporaceae.